Molecule: messenger RNA, 540 nt
Organism: Caenorhabditis remanei
Lineage: Eukaryota; Metazoa; Nematoda; Chromadorea; Rhabditida; Rhabditidae
Exons: 3
Coding region: 1-540 (179 amino acids)
Source: RefSeq, a predicted model, not a curated record
AUGUUGUUGGAAAAUCAUCGAGACGUUGAGACAUGUUAUACGAUAGACAUGAUUACAUAUAGAAGUGAAUAUACAAGAGACUUGAUGGAAAGAAUAAAGGAACGAUUCAAUGGAAGAUAUGUGGAUUUUAUGGAUGCUGACAAACGAUCGACACUCACUUCUCAAUAUGCCUCCAUUCCAAUAGACUCUAGAACUGAACUCGCUGUCUACAGAAACGAAUCACUUGAGAAACUCCAAGAAAUCAUUAUAAUGGAAGUGGUUCUGACUGGACACACUCCUAAAGUUUACCGUCUAGAUUAUUCGAAGUUGGAUGAAUCUUUUAAAAAGAGAUAUUCUGACGACGACGAGUUGUCAGACAACGCAUCAUCUGACGCAUCUGACGGUGAAGUUUCUGAAUCUGUUGAGGAUGAAUCACGAGAAGACGAGUCGCCGGAUGAUCUCAAAAAAACAGCAGCUGAAAAGUUCAAAAUGCCAGCAAUUUCUCUUCCAAUCACGUAUAUUUUGAUUGUUGUUCUGUUUGCCUGGUUCUUUUUCUUUUAA